Cantharellus anzutake is the source of this 323-nucleotide messenger RNA. RefSeq lists its product as uncharacterized. The record is from RefSeq and is a predicted model, not a curated record. The transcript has a single exon. The coding region runs from base 62 to 247 and encodes 61 amino acids. Lineage: Eukaryota; Fungi; Basidiomycota; Agaricomycetes; Cantharellales; Hydnaceae.
CGGAAACAAUAGGUCGGCUGUUGUUGCGGAAAGCUCUCAAAAGGAACGGGGUACGGCAACCAUGCGAGUCGUUCAGCGACAGGUGUCAAUUUCCUAUUUCUAUUGCGCAACCACCUGCCAAUUCAUUCGGAGGUUGCCAGCUAUGGGCACGGCUCACAUCCUAGAAGAACCCUUGUAUCUUUUACUUGUCACCCAGUACAUCCGAGGAGGGGCACUUGGCUAUGUAAAAUCCGUUGAAUAUCCGUAAGAGACUUUUCAGAUUUAGGCUACGACACAAACAACCGUACAUACAUGGCUCUUGAGCUUGGUUUCCAACAUGUCAA